AUGAACAAUGCUGUCUCCCCUGGGAUCCUUGUAUACGGCAGCACCGAUCUCCGGUACCAUGGCUCGAAAUGCAACGACAGCACGUGCCUCGGAUACCAGCAGGAAGAGCUUGCGGCGGUGCACGAUGGUCCAGAAGACCAAAAAUACUUCGAAAGGUAUACCUGCCAACCGAACGAAACCCUCAGCCAGAAGGUCUACUCAGAUUGGCUGAGGCAGGGAGUGCAUCUGAUGGAGGAGUCCAAGACUGGGGCACUACAGCAAUGGCGUGAGAAUAAAGCAUUUCGUGUGUCCGAUGAGGCUGCCAAGGAGACGGCACCUGACACACAGGCCAGCUCUAGUGCCUACCGUAAGCAUCCUUCCGGGUCCUCUCCAUUCUACAUUGAAAUGGCAACUUCGAGCAGGAGACGGAGACCCCAGAGCUAUUACAAGCAACGAUCACGACCACGACCUAUAACGACGAGCCGCCAGAAUGUCUACUUGGGGACGAUCUUACAACGAAAGCACAAGGAUGGCAGUGACGACAUUGUGACGGACAUUGCGUCUGAGCGCCAAAUGAUCCACCACCACUCAAAGGAGAAGAAUCCUUUCUGUCUAGGUUGGAACGACACGGAAACGACAUGCAGGGCUGCGUCAACGCCCAGUUCAGACGGGUCCGGGAAGACUUUGGAAUGUCGAUGUCGGCCCGGCGAGGGCCUCUCGAUCGAGGCUCAUUUUCACUCCGCCUUACGAGCUUCCUAUAAGUCAGAGUCGGCCGAGAUGCCGGGCCUAUCGUUCAGAGAUUCAAGGGCUGGGAAGGUCGCAGUGCAUUUCCCUGGCGUUGCAUCGCUCAUCGAUGGCCUCGAUGCGGAUCUCGACGAUCUCGACUCGUCGAGAUCUCUGGCUAUCAAACCACAUCAGUCCAUCCUUCCAGACAAGGUGGACCACGGAACAUCCACAUCAUUUCUUCCGGCCUCGCCUUCAGUUUCCGACCGCUCAAUAAGCGCCAGCAUCUCCACCGCAAGUACAACAGGGACCACUGGCACCGCUAUUCAAAUGACGAAUAUGGUAACCGAUGCCAGAGACCAAAGGCGAGGCCCGAAGUGGUCGCCAACUGGUUCGUUCGUCUCAGAGCUCUAUUCUCCCCUAGAUUCGACUGCGGUCGUCGUCAAGGACGAACAUAUCGAGUACGGGUCUGGAAGUUUCUGA
Messenger RNA from Kockovaella imperatae, 1185 nucleotides. RefSeq lists its product as hypothetical. NCBI's taxonomy places the organism in Eukaryota, Fungi, Basidiomycota, Tremellomycetes, Tremellales, Cuniculitremaceae. The transcript has a single exon. The coding region runs from base 1 to 1185 and encodes 394 amino acids. The record is from RefSeq and is a predicted model, not a curated record.